Molecule: messenger RNA, 867 nt
Organism: Leptopilina boulardi
Lineage: Eukaryota; Metazoa; Arthropoda; Insecta; Hymenoptera; Figitidae
Exons: 3
Coding region: 1-867 (288 amino acids)
Source: RefSeq, a predicted model, not a curated record
AUGGUGAUCACCCACAUUACUAAAAGCAGAAAAAAAUCAAGAAGAUGGGGUGACCGACCCAUAAAUCGAAGAAGAGAUGUUCUUGGGGAAUAUGAAACACUGUUCCAAGAAAUGCAAGAUGACGAAGAAUACUUUUUCAAAUACACGAGGAUGAACAAAGAGAUAUACCAACAUUUAUUAGCGAAAGUGACGCCGUAUCUUCUCAAAAGAAGUCGAAGAAAGCCGUUAACUCCAGGACAUCGACUCAGUAUGACACUCAGGUAUUUGGCAACCGGAAAUGAUCUAUUCUCAAUUGCCACAGCGUAUCGGGUAGGAGAAUCGACGCUACGUAAAGUUAUUCAAGAAACGUGCAUAGCACUAAUCAAAGUAUUGGUUCACGAGUAUUUGAAGAGUCCUACUCGUGAGGACUGGAUUAGAAUAUCCGAAGGAUUUAGAGAUAUUUGGAACUUACCUAACUGUGCAGGAGCUAUAGACGGAAAGCACAUUACCAUAAAAGCGCCAGCAAACUCUGGUAGCUUAUUUUUUAAUUACAAAAAAACCUUCAGUACCGUUUUGAUGGCAAUUUGUGACCACGAGUACAAAUUCAGCUUGGUUGAUAUUGGAUCAUUUGGAAGUUGUAACGAUGCUGGAAUUUUCCAAGAAAGUUUAAUGCCGGAAGGAUUAUUUAAUGGUUUCUUGAAUUUACCCGACGAACAAUUUCAAAUUCCAAAUUCAAAUAUUACAACCCCAAUUUUUUUAGUUGGUGACAACAUUUUUCCCUUAUCAACCAAGCUGAUGAAGCCGUAUCCUGGUUCUUUUUUAAAUGAAGAACAAAAGGUUUUCAAUUAUCGCUUGUCACGUGCAAGAAGGAUUGUUGAAAACGCUUAG